AUGUUGUCUACAAAUCCUCAGGAUGAUAAAAACAAUCAUAAAGUCAAGCUUGAUAAUAAAAACGACGAACAGAGAAUAUUAUUCGUUUAUAUUUACGAUUUUUUAAAGAAAAACGGGGCUACUGAAACUGCUAAAGUAUACUUGUCUGAAGUUGAUAUAACUAAACAUUAUAAACCUGUCGAUGGUGCAAACGGUUCAUCUGCUGCUGACAACGAUUCAAAUUCUUUGCCUGACGUUGAACUACCUGUAAAUGCUCCUGAAGGGUUUUUAUAUGAAUGGUGGAAUUUGAGAAUGAGAAAUAAUCAACGUGCUCGUCUUUCGUCGUUACAUGAUGGUAGUGGCGAGAGAGAAGCCGACGAUGAAGUAUUAUCGUUGAUUAGUAGUAGUGAGAAUACAAGUCAUGGUGGGAGUAGUAUGUUAUCAAGACAUAUAACAUCAGCAAGUGCUACUACUACCGUAACCGAUGAAAGUUUAUUAACUCGGAAUACGAGCCUUUCAUCAAAUGUCGCUAAAGAUGAAAAACAAGGCCAUGAUAUUAAUUGA
Entrophospora sp. SA101 is the source of this 543-nucleotide messenger RNA. The record is from the annotation of a GenBank genome assembly. Lineage: Eukaryota; Fungi; Glomeromycota; Glomeromycetes; Entrophosporales; Entrophosporaceae.